This is a messenger RNA of Geodia barretti, 646 nucleotides long. The record is from the annotation of a GenBank genome assembly. NCBI's taxonomy places the organism in Eukaryota, Metazoa, Porifera, Demospongiae, Tetractinellida, Geodiidae.
AUGGAGGCAGGGGGGAGGGAAGAGAGGGAGGGAAGAGAGGGAGGAGAGGGAGGGAAGAGAGGGAGGGAAGAGAGGGAGGAGAGGGAGGGAAGAGAGGGAGGGAAGAGAGGAGGAGAGGGAAGGAAGAGAGGGAGGGAAGAGAGGGGGAAGAGGAGGAGAGAGGAGGGAAGAGAGGGAGGGAAGAGAGGAGGGAGGAGGGAGAGAGGGAGGGAAGAGAGGGAGGAGAGGGAGGAGAGAGGGAGAGAGGGAGGGAGAGAGGAGGGAAGAGGGAGGAGAGAGGAGAGAGGGAGGAGAGGAGGAGGGGAGGAAGAGAGGAGGGAAGAGAGGGAGGAGAGGGAGGGAAGAGAGGGAGGGAAGAGAGGGAGGAGAGGGAGGGAAGAGAGGGAAGAGAGGGAGGGAGGAGGGAGAGAGGGAGGGAGGGAGAGAGAAAAAUACAGAUUUAUGGUAACAGCAGCAAGUGUUAGAUCAGAAAAUGUGGAACAGGCAGAACAGAAGUAACAAGCUCGUAUUACAGCAACUACACCAUUUCUACACCCAGAACAUGAUGGCACAUUAAAUACACCGCCCAUUACAUCCUAACAACCCUUAGCUACAAGAUAACACACUAAUUGUGUAUACUGCAUUGCACACAACCAUGUCUCUCUUU